Molecule: messenger RNA, 1904 nt
Organism: Annulohypoxylon truncatum
Lineage: Eukaryota; Fungi; Ascomycota; Sordariomycetes; Xylariales; Hypoxylaceae
Product: homoserine dehydrogenase-domain-containing protein
Exons: 2
Coding region: 92-1189 (365 amino acids)
Biological process (GO): aspartate family amino acid biosynthetic process; L-homoserine biosynthetic process
Molecular function (GO): aspartate kinase activity; NADP binding; homoserine dehydrogenase activity
Source: RefSeq, a predicted model, not a curated record
GUUCAAAAGCACGCAAGGACAUCUAGGACCGGAUUUUACAGCGAGACUCAACUUGACGUUGAAAGAGAUACGAUAGGAAUUGGUUAAAAAUAUGGCUGCUACUAACAAAGUCUUUGUUGCCAUCAUAGGCGCCGGAGGGGUGGGCAAAUGCUUCCUCUCACAGUUCCAGGCCCUAUCGAAGAGACGACCUACACCUAAGCUAAGCCUCUCAUACAUUUCGACUAGCAAAAAAGCUCUCUUCAAUGCCGACUAUUCUUCUAUCGAAGUUGACAACGUCGUCCAAGAUCUCGCCGCCUCGACCAAAGCUCCCCUGAGCUUGCCGCAGGUAGCCGACUACCUAGCUGCAGCGCCUUCAAAGGUUAUUCUCGUGGACAACACUAGCUCCCAAGAUGUUGCUGAUGCCUACCCUCUCUUCUUGAGCCGCGGUAUCAGCAUCGUUACUCCCAACAAGAAGGCAUUUUCGGGUUCGUAUAGGCUGUGGCAAGAUAUCUUCACAGCCGCUGCUACUUCCGGAGCUAAGGUGUACCAUGAAUCUUCUGUCGGAGCCGGCCUUCCAGUCAUCUCAACACUGAAAGAUCUAGUGGACACUGGUGAUGAGGUGACCAAGAUCGAAGGUGUAUUUAGCGGAACUAUGUCCUUCCUCUUCAACUCGUUCGCUCCCGUCGAGGGCUCUGGCGGCCUAUGGUCUGCCGAAGUGAAGAAGGCGAAGGAAUUGGGUUAUACGGAACCGGAUCCUCGGGAUGAUUUGAACGGUCUCGAUGUUGCUAGGAAGCUAACAAUUCUUGCGCGACUAGCUGGUCUCCCUGUUGAAUCACCCACUGCCUUCCCAGUGCAGAGCUUGAUCCCAAAGGAGUUGGAGUCUGUCGCGAGCGGUGACGAGUUCUUGCAGAGACUGCCCGAAUUCGAUUCUCGGAUGGGGGAGACGAAACUUGCGGCAGAAAGUCAAGGCAAGGUGGUAAGGUUCGUGGGCAGCAUCGAUGUGGCUUCUAAGGCUGUUAAGGUCGGACUCGAAACAUUCGACAAAUCGCACCCGAUCGCGGGUCUUAAGGGAAGCGAUAACAUUAUUAGUUUCUACACCAAGCGAUACGGAUCAAACCCGCUAAUCAUCCAAGGCGCCGGCGCUGGAGGAGAGGUAACGGCGAUGGGAGUAACCAGCGACUUGCUCAAAGUACUAUCUCAAAUUUCGUAAUUAAAAACCGAGGAACAAAAAUAGAUUCGUAUUUCGUCAUGCAUUAUUGUCGUUUGUCUCUAACCCUAUAAGCAUCCGCAUGUCCUGUGGCUAAUCGUAGGUAUGUCCCGAGUGGACGGGACGUCUCUGACUCGCGGAUGGACCGGACGCAAGCGCAGUUGUGGAGCUGGCGCCGUUCGGUGAUGUAGCUAGGCUUGUUCUUCGUUCUGUACCCUUGCGCGAGAUGCGACCCGGUUCCGAAAUGUCCUUAGGUUGCGGUUGGUUCAGUCGCCAAAGCCAAAGGCAGAAAUCGAAGAGGAUAAGGCUCAUGACGGGGACGGCAAAAGCUAGGCUUGCUAAUUUCUAAGUAUAGCAAGUUAGCAGAAACGCUGAAGGCCGAGGACAUUAGCUUGGUACUCACAAAAAAGAAUGCGAUCCAUGAAAUCGUAUUCCAAAUUCCGUCCGAGAACAGAGCAGUCUGGGGAAUAUGCGGGUACCAGGCCAUGGUCAAGUCCACUGGUAUCUUGUGCAUUGUAGAAAGUUCGACGUUGACGAGAGCGUUGAAGGUAAAGUGGGUGGUAGUGGUAAGUAAUUGUAAGACUCGGCGCGCGAUCGCGUCUUUAAUUGAGUUGAUAAAAUUACGGAACAAUAGGUAGUUCGACUAGGCAACUAGGGUGCUAUUGUGGUCGCAAUGAAAGGUUUCUUUUGGGGCAGAGACCAUAUACUAAAUAGUACU